AUGUCCAAUAUAGCCAAUACAGCUGAUAACUCCGGUUCUGCUCAAGUCACGCUAAGGGUAAAAUCGGAUACUACGACAAAUAAUAAUAAGAGCAGUAAUUUUAGUAGUUACAAUAACAAGAAUAAUAUAAGUGGUUUUUCUACUAAAGAUAACACCCCGCUAAGCAAAGGAAAAGAGCAGGCAGAAAUAGCGGGUAAACCUUCGAAUACUUCCAGUAUGGGUUCAUCAGCAUUAAAAGAGCCCAAGACGCCGUCUCUAUCGAAAAGCGCCACAUUCACGUCUCCCUCGGUGGUGGUUCUACCUGAAACGCCGGAACGUGUACCACGUCACAUACAGGAUCUGGAGGACACACCUCUUUUGUCUCCUCCUAAUGCAUCUUUGAGCACACAUCUACUUUCAACGCCUCAAAAGCGUAAGGGCAGUAGUGGCGGUAGCGGAAAUAACGGUAGCAGCAGUAACAAUACUGACUUUUACACUCUUUUGAAAUCACCUGCUGUGCGUACAGAAGAUAACAAAUUGAAAAGGCAUUCCAUGGAAUUAUUCGGCAUCACCAGCGGAGCGAAAUCGCCUGAACAACUGCCUAGAGAAUGGGAUAAUGAGCAUCUUCUCAAAUCCCCUCGAAGAGAUUACAAAGAAAUCAGGAAAAUAUCAGAGAAUUUGAGGACGAGGUUAAAUUAUGCAAAUGUCAAAGUUCAACAUGGAUGGUCCAACAAGUCGAUAGGUGAGUUGGAGCAUUCUUUAGAGGAAAUUGCAACCAAUCCGCAACGGUCGGCACAACUCAACAGCAAAAACUUAGAAGAUUUUUGGAAUUUGCGUACUGACAAUUUACCAAACAAAACUGACAUCAAUAACGAGAAUUCGAACCCUUCUUUGCAGGCUAGCCCGGGACAAUUCGCUCAUUCUCCACGCAGAAGAAGGAGGUCUUCUUUCGUUGCUAACAUCCGAUUAGAUGAGGUUGCCAAAAGAGGAUCUAAGGGGUCACCAGACUUGUCGUCAAAUCCUGAGUUUCUGCCUGUCAGUAUGUCACAAGCAAGCUCUGCUGCGACAGCGCAGUUAAAUCCGCCCACAACUUUAGCUGAAUUACAAACGUCGCCUUUGAGAAAACCUGAAUCUUUGACUAAAAUAAAUAAAGAGAAGGAAGACGGAAAAACCGGCCUAUCUGUCAGCACCAAACCAGCAGACUCCCUUGAACAGGAUGCUAUAAUGUCAUUGAUAUCACUCUCAUCACCUGUGAAGUACACAGCAUCUGGAUCUUCUCUAUCGCCCUCUCCACCACAACAUUCUGGAUCGCCAACUCGGCCUGGACAUGGGAGACUGCUGUCACUGACAGGUAUACCAAGUAAGAGAUUACCACCAUUACCUCCUACAAUGCAACCACCAUUAUCAGCGCCUGGUGCCAUGAGCAGCACUAGUGAUAGUGGGAUAUUGCCAUUUGACAGAUCAAAGGAAAACCGUUACAUAUUGCCGAGCCCUCCAAAGUUUGAGAACCAUGGAUUGGGAAUGAUCAAUGUAAAUUUGAAUAUGAAUACGAAUAUGAAUAUGAGCGAGAACAGAGGUCAAACUACAAAUGUGGGUUUGAGCACAAACAAAAGUUCGGUAAACAAUUUUGAUGAUCGAAACGAAACAGAUGAUGAAACUACAGAGGAUGAAAUCAUUGAAGAUGACGAAGUGGUUAUUACUGACCGCGUUGUGCCCAUGAUGCAGACAGAAAAAGAUAAUAUCGAGGAGCAUCAGCGAAGUCGAAGUAAUAGCAGCAGUAAUGGUAGUGGCGGGGGUAGUAUUGGGGUUAGUAGUAGCGGAGGUAGCAGUGGUGGGAAUCGAAAUAGUAGCAUAUUUCGAGCCACGAAAUUUGAUGGGGUUAAGAUGACAUCCAAGAAGAGCGGGUAA
Messenger RNA from Pichia membranifaciens NRRL Y-2026, 1887 nucleotides. RefSeq lists its product as hypothetical. NCBI's taxonomy places the organism in Eukaryota, Fungi, Ascomycota, Pichiomycetes, Pichiales, Pichiaceae. The record is from RefSeq and is a predicted model, not a curated record. Gene Ontology annotation, molecular function: transcription coregulator activity. Gene Ontology annotation, cellular component: SBF transcription complex; cytoplasm. The transcript has a single exon. Bases 1 to 1887 code for a protein of 628 amino acids.